This is a messenger RNA of Paramuricea clavata, 1112 nucleotides long. The record is from the annotation of a GenBank genome assembly. Lineage: Eukaryota; Metazoa; Cnidaria; Anthozoa; Malacalcyonacea; Plexauridae.
AUGGACAUGGAACAAAGUAAAACGGAAAAGAAUCCACCUGACAAUGAACAUCUGCGGCAAUAUCUGGACAGUGAACAAAGUGAAGAGUUAAGGAACACCUCUGAAACUGAACAUUCAUUGACAGGGGUACUUUAAAGCCAGACUAUUUGUUUGAAGAAGUUAUUAGAGAGGGUAUGGUACACUUCUACACUGGUUUGCCAAACACAGAAACUUUUAAGUUUUUGUUUCUUCAGUUUCGUCCAAAGGCUACUAAUAUGAACUAUUGGAAGGGAGAAGCACAGGUGCAAAAAGAAAAGCAAUCAUUGAACAGAAGCGGUAGACUUGCCUACGUAUUGGGAGUUUUUGAUGAUGCUGGCAUUGAACCACCUACAUUCAAGUCAGGCCCCAAAAGGAAGCUGAACCUUGAGGAUGAGUUGCUUCUGACACUAAUGAAACUGAGACUGGGUCUUCAUGUAGAUGAUUUAGCAUUUAGAUUUAAAAUCUCUAGAGCACUUGGUUCAGAGAUAUUUGCGACGUGGGUUCGCUUUAUGUCUAAAGAAUUGAGAUGGUUGAUAAUGUGGCCAAGUAAAGGGCAAAUUAGGAGAGUGUACCCUAACGUAAGAUGUAUUAUUGAUAGCGCUGAGGUUUUCACUGAAACUCCUAGUGCACUGGAUGUGCAAGCUACAUUAUUGUCAGAACACAAGCAUCGCACAACGAUCAAGUUCCUGGUUGCUAUUACUCCAAAUGGUGCUCCCUCUUAUGUUUCGUCUUGUUAUGGUGGACGAGCAACUGACAAAUUUAUUGUCCAAGACUGCGGAUUUCUAAAAUUGCUUCAACCAUUCGAUCAAGUUAUGACUGAUCGUGGAUUCAAAAUAAGAGAAGAACUAAUGAUGUAUCUGGCUGAUUUGUGUAUCCCACCCAGUUCAAGAGAUGGUAUGCAAAUGACAUCAGAGCAGGUGAAGGAAACAUCGCGGAUAGGGAAUAUUCGGAUUUAUGUAGAACAAGCUAUUGGGCGACUAAAAAGCUAUAAUAUUAUCAAGCAUGAACUGCCAAUGAACUGUCUCCCACUUUGUAAGGAUAUUGUUGGUGUGGUUUCUGCACUUACCUGCCUACAGGACCCUCUUUGUAAAUGA